Molecule: messenger RNA, 10209 nt
Organism: Cladocopium goreaui
Lineage: Eukaryota; Dinophyceae; Suessiales; Symbiodiniaceae
Source: the annotation of a GenBank genome assembly
GUCGGUUUCGGCACAGCCUGCAGGCUUCCUGCCCUGCCCAGCAUUCGUGUUUUAGCUCUCACCCAACUUGCCUGUGAAAGAUACGAGGAGUUCCCCCCUGGCCACGUCUUUGACUCCAAGACGGGGACGCGGCGUCCAUUCUAUACACCGAAUUGGUCCAAGCCAACUCCCGUUCCAAGCCAGGAAAUUGCCUUGCACACUCUGAGAGAAGCCUUUGAAAAGGCUGUCAUCUCUCACAUGAUGUCGGAUGUGCCCUAUGGGGUGUUGCUGAGUGGUGGUUUGGACUCGUCCUUGGUCGCCUCAAUCAUGUCGCGCAACAGUCAGAGGAGGCAACACACGGGGCCCGCAGCGUGGCCGCAGCUACACUCUUUUAGCAUCGGGCUGAAGGGCAGUCCCGACUUGAAGGCCGCCAAAGAGGUGAGUAACUUCCUCGGAACGGUGCAUCAUGAGUACGUCUUCACCAUCGAAGAAGCCUUGGAUGCCCUACCGGACGUCAUCUACCAUUUGGAGACCUUCGACGUGACCACCAUCCGCGCUUCAACACCCAUGUACCUCAUGGCCAGACGGAUUAGGCAGUUGCAAAGACAAGUUCAGUGGAGACAAGACCACUGGAAUAUGGAGGAAGACUGGCCAGCAGACCAAUGGAUUCAGUCACCGCGCAGACGCCAAUCCUCGAGGAGGAGAUCCAAGAAGCCUGUUGCAUGGAGCAAUGCCCCCAAAGGCAAAGGACGAGGAAGCCCUGCCGAAACCCAGCCAAGCUAUGGACCACAGCCUUCACCGGCUAUGCCAUCGCUGGAGCCGCCAUGGUGGGUUGGGAUGGCGCCCUCGGCAACCACCAGCUCUGUUGCCCCUCACCAUGCAGCCAACCUCGAACACAAGGAGGACAAAGAGAGAGAGAAGAAUAUGAAAUCUCUGGUUGCCGCACUCCGAAGAUGCAAGGACGACUUGCCAGAGGAAGUGCAAUCUUUGGUGAAGGAAGUGACAAUCCGGAGUGGACAGGAAGAGACCAAGUUCCUACAUUCCGCGGUAUCACAACACGGCAGAGCCAAGAAAGAAUUGCAGGAAGCCCAGACAGCACGUCUGGCCAUGCAUGCCGCAUGGAAAAACUUCUUGGCCCAAUCAGUGGACCAAUGGUCCAAAUACACAGAGCAAUUCAUGCAGCAGGAGCGUCAAAUGAUGGACAGGCUCAAGACGGCCCAAGAAAAUCUGACGGCCGCAAAAGACAACCUUGGUGCCUGCAAGGCGUCCGCAGGCCUGGACACCAAGGAAGACGCAUCGAUGAUGAGCGAUGCCGAGGACUCGGAUCCCAAGCUCACCGAAACCUCUGCAGGGCAGAAAAUAGCAGCGAGCUUUCAGGACUUGGCAUCCAGCCUACAAACACUACACAAGCAAGCCGAACAAGCUGUGCAGCUCGAAGUCGAGCAAGACCAAAUGCGCAAGAGACCACGCAUGACAGCCCCAGAGCAGUCAGCCGCUGGCAAUGCAGACGAUGGAAAGUUUGCAGCUGGCCUUUCUCGAACUCCUGUCUUAAUUCAGUGUUGCCGAGAUCUGAAUCCAGCCGCACCACCUCUGAAGCACAGGAGGGAACAUGAAAGCCCCAUCGGGUGGUUGCCACAGCAUGACGAUCCCGAUGAUGAGGAUCAGGAGGAAGACCACUUCCCUGCAGAUCAUGCCACACAGCCUGCUUUUCUGCGCCGGUUGACUGAGCGUUUCAUGCAGUUAGGAUUUGCUGUUUUCGACAGAGACUUUGAAAUUCCCAUCAGAACAUGGUUCAUUGAUCACGUCACAAUGCGUAGGACAGCCAGGCAUCAGUUUGUCAUGAUCGAUGCAAUUUUGACGCAAUCACUGCAUAUGGAUAGGUUUCCAGGACUUGUGACUGUCAUGCCCGAACAAGCCCACUCGUUUGAGCUCUUUUCAGUUGCCUAUUCGUUUGCUGACUUUAUUAGCGGUUUUGACAUUGUCCUCGCAGCUGAUGCAGCCAGCAUGUGCCGAUACCAUCCUUGCACGAUCACGUUCGGAUGGGAUGAGAUCCCGCAUUCAUUGCGCCCUCAACACAUCAUGCGUCCAGGUGAUGGCUUCCAGGUGACAAUCCGGCCUGGCAGAUUGCAGCUAGCCCCGAGCCAGAGUAGUUCUGCCCAUGCAUCCUCCAGCAGUGACCCGCCGAUGCAACCCAGUGUUGAUGCAUCUACCAAUCUGACCUUUAGCACGCCUGAACAUCCAUUGUAUGAUGACCCAACUCAUCGUAGGUUCAUCACACCUUUGCACUUGUUUCAGCUUGAUGCGCAUGAGGUCAUUGUUGACCUGGUAAAUGCCCAGCUUGCAAGCCCAUCUAGGGAAAUUGCUGAUGCCGCCGACGUGCCGUUUGAUUGCGUCGAAGCUGUCCACAUGAUGAUCGCCCGGCCGUAUGAGUUCCCAGAAUUGGCCAUCCCGGCCAUCCUGCAGAGAACUGGAGAUCUCCCAUUGCACUCCACAGACAGGUUGAUUCUCAUUGACACAGUGUAUUAUCUCCACCCUGUGAGACCUCAUGAACCCAAUAGGCACGGAUCUUAUGCCAUGAUCGAAGUGCCACCACCUGAGGGGUACGAUGUAGACACCAGGACUGCAGCAGCGAUUGUACAACAUGACGCCCAGAGCGAUGCCUUCAUGCACUUACUGCAGGACGACCUUGAAUAUGACGAUGACACUUUCCUAGCCCAGGUCACUGUAAGCCGCCGCUUUGCCUGUCCCAAUGUGCAUAGGAUUCGUCGAUGCUUGCAGAGCUUGCCGCUCCCAAUCUAUGCCGAUGCCUGCCACCGCAUAGACGAGAAAGAGAGUGAUGAAGUGCAAAAUGGCGCCCAUGGAGAUGCCACUGCAGGGUCGGACGCCAUUCAGAAGGGCACUCAACCGCCCCAUCAUGCCAUUGCAAUCGAUCAUGAUACCCAUCAUUACAAUUGCACACAUGAAGCCAUGCAUGAUCGGGUUGCCCAGCCAGGUGAACCAUCACCACGGGUCACACACGAACAGGAUGGUAGCAGGACACAGACCACGUUGCAUCAUUUCUUUGGUAGGUCUCCUGCGGGGUCAGUCCCAUGGGACAAGCAUGUGUGCCAAGCCAAGUGCAAAGCCAAGUGCAGCACAUCACAUGAACAGAACCCUCCUAGCUUCACGCAAGCCAUGCCUGCCAAUAUUCCUCCUGACCCACCUCAGCGACCACGGCCCAGCUGGCAGAUUGAGUUAGAAUCUCUGUUUGAUGAACUUGCUCAAGUUGCCCAUGUCGACUCUGGACCCACUUUGUUUGUCAAUGUGUGGUACGUGAACCAUGAACAGUUUCCAGUCUGUCAUGCGCCCAGAAUGGUUGAGUUAGAUGGAAUGCGGGAAUUAUGGUAUGCAGAUCUCUGCAACGCAUGGUGGGACCGUAUCAUACGUCAUGACCCGAUCAGAGUCCAUAUUGUCCGUCCUCGUCCUGACAACCAGCUUCAGCCUCGAGCCCAGUUGCACAUCCUCUUGGAACAGCACUUUACUCCAAGUAAAGUUGCAGCGGUGUUCACAGCCAUUUUUUUGGCUAACUACCGCAAUGGAGUUUUGCAGAUGGCUGAAUCAGUUGAUCCCAGCAUUUGUACCCAGUACAUGAUCGAUAAGCACAGGUUGAAUCAUUUUUGCGAUUUUCGCCCAUGCAACAUGUUCUCCGGCAUUUUAAGGUUUCAUCAGCAUGUGUUUGAAGAAAUUUUUUCAGGCAUCAGUGUCACAUUGGUCGUUGGACCUCCUCCCCAUGCUGGCUCCAGUUCGGAUAGCGCACUGCCCAGCCAGAGCCCGGCCGACACGCAGACCCUUGGUGAUGAGACUUCAAUCAUGCAGAGAAACAGGCGAUGGCAUCGAUCGCUGCACACAGUGAUUGACCGCAGACCACCUGCCACGCAGCCUCCUUUGCACGUUGCAGACUCCAGAGAGUUUCGGAAUACAUUGCAGUGGAUGAUGCAACAUAGCCAAGACUCUUGUGUAACCGAGGGUAACAACAUCAUGCGUGUCCAGACAUGGUUUUUGGACUCCUUUCGGGUCACCCGGUCUGCAGAGCCACGCACUGUCAGCCUCCGUCAACAUCCUCACACGUGGGUCACUGACAUUGUAGCUCGUUGGCAGGACACUUUGAACCCUCAGUUGCCGAUCUUUUUGCAUGUAGUACAGCCGACGCCUGCAGCCAGCACCAAUGAAAUUCAUGCCCAUGUUCUUAUCGUGCAAACCCCUAAUGACUUGUGGAGGGCUGCUUUGCUGUCUAUUGUUCAUUUUCAUGUCGAUCCAUGGAAUCCCACAUACUUGGCCGUAAUGCUAGAUGCUGAGACCACCGUUGAGCAGAUUGCCUUCAUUUCCCACGUCUCACAUCCUAGUAACCCAAUGCGGAACUACCAGCAGGUCGAGGUGAGGCAUGCAUCCAUUGUGCUUGACAACCGGUCACCUUUCCAUGUCCGCAAUGGUUAUCAUUUUGAUGUGAUUGUAACUGAAGUUGAAGACGCAUGGAGGGAUGACAUGGCCUUAAUACAGCUCUCCUUCAAAGCAGUCCGGGCUCACAUGCACAAGCUGCAUCAUGCAGUCGUGGGAGGGAUUAGGAAGUGUGUCAUGGAUGAAUGCCCCAAUCACGAUUGCCCCAUUUCCGAUAUUUCCAUCACCCAGAAUCCGACUCAAACACCUGUGACCAGUCCAUGGGAUAGCCUGCCGUUUCAUGGAUAUUUGCAAGCACUCUGGCAGCCACUUUCCCUGUUGUCCCCAGAUGCAACCGGACCUACCGUGGCUAUUGUGACGUGGUAUUUGGACCAUAUUCGAUUCCCCCAAUGCUUUGUGUCACGUGUGGCACGCCUCAGUGGGGACCCUGCCGGAUGGCUUCGGCAGAUGAGACGCUUGUGGUAUGAUGUUAUUUUGCCAUAUGAGCCAUUGCAUUUCCACAUCGUCCAACCCCAACCACCACAGAACGCACCAGAUGUUGCCGCUCAUGUCCUCCUUGUCCAGCAGCCCGUUGAAGGGUUCAGGUCGGUCCUCCUGUCAUUGUUCGAUUCAGCAUUCCUUGGUGCCCAGGCCGACCGGUUUGCGACCAUGGCGCCAACACCGCUGGCUUUCACCACCUUGGUUGGACUUGCAUACCGGGACAUUGACUGUCAAGACCCCGCAAAUCGAUGUGAUGCAUGGAUUGGCAGGGAGGAACUCCUGCCCAUAGAUGAGAGGCCUAUUGUGAAUGGACACGCGGUGGCUGUUGCUGUCCACCGCCCUUUGCCUGACGGACCAAAUGCCAACGAUCCUUGGCAAGAUCACACAGCCCAGCCUCAGCCCGGAGAGCGUCCAUCUCCCCCGCGAGAGCAUGUAGACAGGAAUAACCCAGGAAUGCCCAUCACGCCCGUCCAUGCACCAGUUUUGUUGUGUCUUGACGCUUGCAUUCCAACGCCUUCGGUCGGCGACGUCCCAUUUCAGGAAGAUACGUCCACAUUGCUGUGGCGAGCUUCAGCCCCUCUGGAGGAUCACAGUUUUGAGCUGUACAUUGACGGUUCCACAGGUCCAGCACAUGCAGGAUGGGCCGUGGUCGUCGUUGCCAAGACUGGUCACCCGCCGGAUGAUUCACAUCGCCUGGUAGGAGUCACAGGCGGUACUGUCGCCUUAAGCCCGCAGGAUCACCAGUGGGUCGGAGCCACUAGACCUGACAACAUUGCCGCAGAGUUGACCGCGCUCCUUGCAGCUCAAGCCAUCGUGUUGCAACACGCCAGCACCACUGAGUUUUGCAUCCGACCCGACUUGAGCCUUAGCCGACUACUGUCACAGCAAACGCACACCACCACUGCGCACCCGCUGCUUGCCCAAUUAUGCACCCUGCUGGCGAUAUGGAAUCAGCCACGCUCCUCCUACCUGGAGGUCAGAGGGCAUACCAUGAAUCCUUGGAACGAUCUGGCAGACAGCAUCGCCAAAUUUUGCGCAUAUCCGGACAAUGCCCAACUGUUUUCCUUUGACUUUGCCGAGAUUCAUACCCUGGCCCUUGAGCCACAUGACGUUGCAUGGGACUGGACCGCCUUUGAGUCCAGCCAAUUUCAAGCAUGCAUGCCGCCCAGGUUUGAUCGCACAGUCAUCCAGUUGCCAGCAUUUGAUCCGCCCCAAUUGAGAUGCACGACGCAGGAUGUAGACGAUGCCCGGCAUAGCAUGUUGCAGCUCCGUAUAGCCUCUAUCAAUGUAUUAGCCCUCGAGCAUACCCAGCAACACAAUGAGAUCGGCAGGCGCCAAGGUAGCCGAACUGCUCGCAUUGACUUGCAAGUCCAUGAGGCAGGCAUGCAUGUUGUCGGGGUUCAAGAAGCAAGAACUGCCACAGGAAAGUUCCAAAGUGAACAUUAUCAUAUUUUCGCAUCCGGUGGUCAUGGACCUGCAUCUGCCCAGCUUGGCUGUGAACUCUGGUUGCAUAAAUUCCUCCCCUUUGCCAAGGGACCCGAUGACACACCCUUGAAACUGUGCGAUGGUCGUGUUGCCGUCCAGCAUGCAGACCCCCGCAGAUUGCUGGCUCGGGUUGAUUUCGACUAUUGUUCCAUCCUUUUUGUAGUGCUGCAUGCUCCAUGCCUUCAGAAGUCACAAGGUGAUGGCAUUCUCCCAGUUGACAAAAUCCAGCAAUGGUGGGCGAGCACAUCCCAUAUGAUGCAUGCUGCCGAACCCACCACCUUCAUUUGGGUAUGCGUUGACGCCAAUGCCGGGUUAGCCACACAAAGCACACAGUUCUUUGGGCUGCAUGGUGCUGAUCGCACUGGCCCACAAACAGAGUGUUUUGAAGCGUUCCUUCAGGACACCAGCCUAUACGUCCCGUCCACGUUUGCCCACUUGCACCACGGCCCCAAUGCCACCUGGUCACAUUCCAGUGGAGCCAAAUACCGUAUUGACUACGUGUUGGCAAACCUGGCCGCAUUCCAGCUCACGCAAAAAUCGUACACCAUGCCUGAUUAUGAUGGGACGUUCACGCAUGAUGAUCAUAUCCCAGUCGCAGUUGACGCAAAGGGUUGGACUUCCCUAGCUUGCAAUCAGUCACACAUCAGGUGGGAUGAGGACGCCAUGUUAAUGCCCGACCGAUGUAUGGCUUUCCAGCAAGCCUUGGCCACCUUGCCAUUGCCUACUUGGAAUGUACACCCAAACGACCACAGUGUCAUUUACGAGUCACAGCUUCUUGCAUUGGCCCGGCAGUUUUUCGAGAAGAAGCAUGCCAAACGCACAAGGCCGCAGCUGUCUCCCAACACGCAACAGUCGAUUGCUAUGAAAAGACAUGUCCUGGACUGCGGCCGUGCCAUGGGCCUCAUGCAUGACCCCGAGUUCAAGAUUGAGUUGAAAGCGCUUGAGCUCCAUGUCCGUAGGCUUGUGCAUGCUGACCUCACUGCCAUUUUCGAUCAACUUUUAGUCCACAUGCAGGAGGCAGGUCAACUUGGGGACUUUAAAGCCAUGUAUGCCGCGGUCACCAGAUUAGGAGGGAAACGCCAUAAACGUGCCACUCCUAACAGACCGAUCCCCAUGUUGAAAAAGCCAGAUGGCACCCCAGCGCAAAGCUUCACGGAACAGCAACAUAUGUGGCUUGAACAGUUUUCUGCAAUUGAAGCUGGCGUGAUGGUGAGCCCUGACCAGGUCCGGGAGGUCUCGACACACGGGCCCAUGCCGACUGAUACACAACAGGCAGCUUGCUUCCCAACUGCAUGGCAGAUCCAAGCUUCUGUUUCCAAGUUGAAGCGAGGUAAGACCCCAGGCCCCAACCGCCUCACACCAUCCAUCCUCAAAGCCGCUGGCCCGGUUUUUGCCAAACAAUUUGCAUUGCUUACGGCGAAGGCCGCCAGCCAUGCUACUGAGCCAUUUGCAUGGCGUGGUGGGCGCCUUGUGCCGCUCCACAAGGGCAAGGGCCCCCCGGAUAACCCGUUGUCUUACCGUUCAAUAUUUAUCUCAAAUUACACGGGCAAACUAUACCACAGAGCCAUACGGACACAGCUCGAAGCGGUGUGGGAGGCCAAGAUUUCAGCCCUGCAAUUGGGAAGUCGCAAGGGGUUGGGCACCGACCUCGCGCACCAUCUACUCGAAGCACACCAAGCAGCCUGUCAUGUGCACCGCACACCCACAGCCGUGGUGUUUUUCGAUAUGAGGUCUGCCUUUUACUCUGUCUUGAGGCAAUCCCUUGUGCACCUGCCGCAAGACCCCACUGCCCUUAUCCACGCCCUGCGUCGACUAGGUGUCAGCCAGGAUGAAAUCCGGACAUGGUUAGCGGCCACCGGAGACGAAAAUGCAACAGAAGGGGCUUCCCCGCAUCUGCAACACCUCGUCAGAGAUACAAUGAGCCACACAUACUUCCAGGUCAACCACCUGUCGCAUUUAUGCUGCACCACCAGAGGGACACGGCCUGGUGACCCCCUAGGUGAUUUGCUUUUCAACAUGAUCAUGCGGCUUGUGAUGGAAGACUGCCGGAAGUGGUUUAUUCAGCACACCCAUUGCCAGUGGAUGGGGUCCCCGCUCCACACAUCAUCCUUUUCAGACGCAUGUGAAAUGCCGCCGACUGGAUUCCUUGACUUGGCGUAUGUCGAUGAUGCUGCUCUGGCCCUUCAUGCACCGACGCUAGAUGAACUGGUUCACCUGAUCCAGCACGCAGCCAUGGCCAUGCACCACGCCACCAGCAGGAGGGGAAUGACGCUCAACUUUGACAAGGGCAAGACAGAAGUUUUGUGGGCCAUUGCCGGCAAAGGUUCCACUCGCACAAAGCAGAAUAUUGCAGCACAAGGAGGCUUCCUUCACUGGCAUGGACUUAACCAGGAAUUCCGGCUCAGUGUCACGCAGUCAUACCGGCACCUUGGCACGUGGAUGCAAGCCCCACCACGGUGUGCGAGAGACAUCUAUGCACGUGCCUCCUUGGCCAAAUCUGCUUGGGGUUCUCUGGCCAAACCAAUGUACAGCAAACCGUAUGUCUCGAUGGCCACCAAAGGUAAAGCUUUCCAAGCCUUGUCCAUUUCGAGACUUACGUACAAUGUGCACACAUGGUGCGCCGCAAGUGCGGCAGAUUGGGCAAAAUGGCAAAACCACAUGCGCAAACCCAUCGGUCUCAUGGUGAAGCACAUGCUCAUGGGCACCCCGCCCACACAUGUUGACACCUUGGACUUAUUUGGCAUCGCUGACAUUUUGGCGCCUUGUGAUCAAGUUCAUGUGGCACGACUACGCUACUUCCGUAGACUGCUGCAGUAUUGUCCAACAGCACUCUGGACUUGCCUGGUAGCCGCCAAAGACGCCCAGACAUCAUGGUUAGCCGCAUGCAGCGGAUCCUUUGCCUGGUUUAGACAGUUCUACCACCGGCCCUUUGGGCCCAGCGAGAGUGAAUCCGUCCUUGACUGGAUUCCUUAUGUUGCCAUGGAUACCAGGUGGAAGGGCAGGGUGCGAGCCGCUACCAGGGCGUGCAAGCGGUUCCGCCAAGCUGUUGCCGAACAUCACCUAUGGCAGAAACGAUUUGACCGCGCCUUCCUGGCCGGAGGAGGCAUUUUGCCACAGAGUGAGUCUCUACAGCAUGAAACCUGGGCAUGUGACCAAUGCCCCAAGACAUUCGCCAGUAAAAAGGCAUUGGCCACCCACUCUGGCCGAGUCCACGGUUAUAGACGAAUUGUCAAGUUUUAUGCAGUCGAUGAUCUUUGCAAUGCGUGUGGUAAGAAAUAUCAUUCCAGGCAACGACUGGUUGAGCACCUGAAGUUUGUGCUGUCCUGCCUUUCCGUCCUACAGGCAUGCUUUCCCGCCCUGGAUGAUGCUACGGUUCAAGAAUUGGAUCAACUUGACCAUGCGCACACCCUCAACAUGCGACAGCAAGGGUGGUGGGCAACCAAGGCCCUGGAGCCCGUGUCCAGGCUACAGGGGCCUUUGCUCCCGCCAGCUGACUCGCAAGAUGCAUCCCAAAUGAAGCAAAGAUGGACAGCCAGGCAGCCCCGUGUGGGGACUGCGUAUGAGAACCUGCAAGGGAGGCGUACCGAUGCUCCUCCAGAGACACCACAGGUUAUUCUCUUUGAGGCCGAUUUGCCAGCCUUUGUGUUUCAAUCAGCCGCCGGACCCAACAAUGGUGGGGGACGAUACGCAGCCAGAAGCCUAGCCAGUGAGUACGCCAGAUUGCACAUCAAGACGCUGGUGUUUGUGCAUGUCUUCUCCGGCUAUAGAAGACAUGGGGAUUUGCAUCAAAUGCUGGAACACCAGGUCUGGGAACAUACACAUUUUUUGUGA